CUGAACGUUAUGCUGAUGCAGAUCGUGAAAAGAAAGAAUCUAUUGAAGCACUUAAUCGUGCUGACUCCGUGGUUAGCGAUAUAGAGAAGAGUAUGGCCGAAUUCAAAGAUCAAUUAGAUUCAUCGGAAGCUGAAAAUAUCAAAUCACAGAUUCAAUCAGUGCGUGACUUGACGACUAAAGCGCAAGGCGGUGAAGAUGUUAAAGCAGAGGAUAUUAAUGCUAAGAUUUCUGAAUUGCAAACUAGUAGCCUGAAAUUGUUUGAAAUGGCAUAUAAGAAGCGAAGUGCAGAAAAUCCGCAACCAGACUCUACAGAAGAGAAUAAAGAUGAUAAAGGUGACAAAGAACAGUAA
This is a messenger RNA of Dentiscutata heterogama, 350 nucleotides long. Lineage: Eukaryota; Fungi; Glomeromycota; Glomeromycetes; Diversisporales; Gigasporaceae. The record is from the annotation of a GenBank genome assembly.